This is a messenger RNA of Corticium candelabrum, 3061 nucleotides long. RefSeq lists its product as uncharacterized. The coding region runs from base 26 to 3061 and encodes 1011 amino acids. Lineage: Eukaryota; Metazoa; Porifera; Homoscleromorpha; Homosclerophorida; Plakinidae. The transcript has a single exon. The record is from RefSeq and is a predicted model, not a curated record. Gene Ontology annotation, molecular function: protein binding.
AGAGUUCGAUCCCAGGUUUGAGUCUAUGAUGAGAUCUUAUGUACGCCGACGAGGUAAGACUACAAGUGACCAUACAAACUAUGACGAAAGAGAUAAACUGCAGGAACCAGGUGAACCAAAUGCACGAAAGGCAGACAAAAUACAAUCAGAAUUUCCUUUGCAAGGAGAGAUUUCUAAACUGAUGAGCAGAGUUGAAAUGUAUCUUCGUCUACAAAAGGCAGAAGAGGAUGAGAAAAAGCCAAGUAGAACCGAAGAACACAAAUGCCACGCAAAUGGUACUAGCGAUUUUUUAGAUAGUCCCUUCACAGACAUUAAAGGUGAGAAAAGGAGAGUUCGAUGUGAAGGAGUGAGCUAUAAUGCCGACCAAUCUAGGGCAUCAAAAAUUGGCGAUAAACGUGCUAUUGGAGGUUGUCAGUUUCUGGACAAACCGAUGACAAAGGAAUUCAGAUAUUUUGAGGUGAGCAUUGUCGAUUAUGGUCGAAAGGGUUGGAUCGGUGUGGGACUUGCUCAUCAGACUUAUCCUCUAGACAGAAUGCCUGGUUGGGACAAAAAUUCUGUAGCAUAUCACUGUGAUGAUGGCAAGAUGUUUCAUGAAAAUGGAAUCAGAACAAGUCUGGCAUGUCCAGCUCAAGAAGGAGAUGUAAUAGGAUGUGGGAUUAGAUUAAACCCUACCACUCAAGACGUUGACUUGAAGCCUAUAGUGUUCUUUACACGCAAUGGAGAAGAGAUAGGACGUAAAGAGAUUCCAAACGUUCCCAAAGGUGGUUUCUUUCCCAUAAUAGGACUGGGCAGCGAAGGAGAGAGGGUUGAUGUAAACUUAGAUGUCGAAUGGAAGCAAUCCAGUAUUGCUAUCACUACUCUGGACAGCACAGAACCAACGCAGCUAACCAAUGUUAAAAAACCAAGAUGGAAACGAGAUUGUAUUGACUACAAUGAGCGCGACCAAAUAGUAUCAUACACAUGUGGACAAGACAAAUGUGUAAAACCUGUCGGGGUCUUUCAAGACCUGAGUCGUCCUAUGAAUGCAGAGUUCAAUUACUUUGAAGUCGAAUUGCUUUGCAUAGGACGCAAGAAAGCAAUAGGAAUAGGCAUCGCCAAUGCCACAUAUCCAUUGAAUACAAUGCCUGGACUCAAGAGUGGAUCAGUGGCAUUCCAUUGUGAUAAUGGAAAUGUAUUUAAGGGGGUGUCAGAAAAACAAACCUUAGUGUCCAAACCCACUCCAGCCUCUCGUCAUGAUGUCAUUGGAUGUGGCAUAGAAUUAAUACCCGGACACGGUGGAAGGGCCAAAGCCUUCUUUACACGCAAUAAUAACUCACUGAUUGACAAACUUGAACUGGACAUUCCGUCUGGAGGCUUCUACCCAACCAUUGGUAUGAUGAGUUAUGGAGAAGAAGUAAAACUCAACUUUGACACGACACCACCACCGCAAACAUUAAGCGUGAAAGGUUGUGCUGUAAAGUACCGAUCAGUGCGUGUAAGCGUCCACGAAGACAUGAUUAAGUUUGCAGGUCACCCGGGCAGUAUCGGUGUGUACCAAGAUGUCAGUUGCCAGAUGAGUCGAGAAUUUUCCUACUUUGAGUUGAAAUUGAAAGACUACGGACAGGAAGGUGCCGUUGCGAUUGGAUUAGCCACAAGAGAGCAUGAUCUAGGUUAUCAACCGGGUUGUACGAAAAACUCUGUAGCAUGGCAUUUUAUUGAUAAUCAUCUCUACCAAGAUAAAAAGCAAAUCACUAAAAUAAAAUGCGCACCAGUAAAUGAGCAAGAUGUAAUUGGCUGCGGAAUCGACUUUACAGAAACUCAAAAGAAAUAUGUAGAGAGUUGUCGCACGAGUGAAAGCGAUAACUGUUCAGAGUUUGUUGUGUUUUUUACUCACAACAGACAACGUAUCACUGACACGACCGUACAAAUUUCAGAAGGUCUGUUUCCAACGGUGAGCAUGCAAUCACCAGGAGAAGUUGUACAGAUCAAUACGUCAUCAGACGUCGGUGAAUGGGAUGUUACAGCAAUCCGAAGCAUAGCACAAGAGUUAGAUAAUCAUGAAAGAGUCAGAAUCAGAGGAGAUUGCAUUUACUAUGUUGACAACGGGUGGAACGAUGUGGGAGGUAUACAGCUCAAAACGAACAUGCGCAAUCAGAAGUACUUUGAAGUCAAAAUCUUGAGCAAAGGAGAAAAAAGCACAAUAGGCAUUGGAAUGGCAAAGAAAGGCUAUCGUCUCGAUUGUCAGCCUGGCUGGCUACAACACUCUAUCGCUUUCCACUGUGAUGACAGAUAUCUGCAUUACGACGGUAGAAACGAUGAAUUCGUUAACGCUCCCCAUAUCUCUGAAAAUGAUACUAUAGGCUGUGGUAUAGACAAGACAACCGAGAAUGCUACAGGUUCGGUUAUCGUCUAUUUUACUCACAAUGGCAAAGAGAUUGGCCAAAGAGAACGGUUUGAUCACAACAAUGCAGACAACCUCUAUCCUACAGUUGGCAUGCACAGUUCGGGUGAAGCAAUCAAGAUCAUUUUAACAACUGAGCGAGAGAAUGAUGAACAAGACACACGAUUUUCUCGAUCAGAAAGAAUCUCUACAACAGAUGACAAAGCAAUCUACAAAGCUGAUGACACACAUCGCCCUGGUGUCAUACAACUGGUAAACAAAGUUACCAAAGCAUUACCAUACUUUGAAGUAACCAUUGACAAACUUGGCCAUGAAGGAGCCAUAGGAAUAGGCUUAGCACCAAAAGACUAUCGUCUUGACUGCAUGCCCGGAUGGCUUCCCGGUUCUGUUGGAUAUCACAGCAAUGACGGUUGCUUGUUUGAAGGUACCGGACUUGGCCGAAGAGUCUACGAAACGGGGUCACCAGAGGUGACCCUCGGAUGUGGCGUUGACUACAGCAACAACAGAGAAAACAAAUUUUCUGUAUACUUUACUUACGACGGACAACGUCAAGCACAUGAAUCGAAGCUCACAUGUCCUAAAGAGGGAUUGUUUCCAACAAUUGGACUUCUCAAAGAGGGAGAUGAAAUAACUUUCACCAGACCAAUGAAAAAAGCUGGGAAACAAAAGAGUUCUCCAUGA